Messenger RNA from Dunckerocampus dactyliophorus (ringed pipefish), 15527 nucleotides. RefSeq names its product MYC binding protein 2 (gene mycbp2). Lineage: Eukaryota; Metazoa; Chordata; Actinopteri; Syngnathiformes; Syngnathidae. The record is from RefSeq and is a predicted model, not a curated record. Gene Ontology annotation, cellular component: nucleus. The coding region runs from base 366 to 14795 and encodes 4809 amino acids. The transcript has 84 exons.
GAUGAUGAUGAUGAUGAUGAUGAUGGAGCUAAGAUGGCAGACCAUCUGAGGGUGCUGCCUCUCGGGGGUCAACACAUUUCCAAGGGACAAACAGAAGCGAUCGUGUUAUUUUUGCCGUUUUAUAGCAAAUGUCCUUGUAGCGUAGAAGAAGAAGCUUGUGCCAAUCGGACGACCGGUCGCUGAAUUAGCCCAGAUAACAAGCUUUGAUCCCGGACAUAUUCGUGCAGUUUCCCGCAGCAUUAAACGGACACACUAUAGACGUGCGAGGUGGAUUUAACGAUACAUUGAUCUUUUUUGCACCCGAUGGCCGGAUGUGAUCUAUCUGUUUUCUGUUUCGCUUGGUUUAUGCAUUGUGCUCCAAAACGAUGAUGUGUGCCGCUGCGGCAGCGGCAGCCGCGGCCGCCGCCUGUGGGGGGAUUGUGCCUUCCUCGUCGCCGUCGAUGGGGCUGGGUGUCCGGGUCAUGUACGGACUAGGAGCCGAUCUCUCUACCAUUGGGCCGGGCAUGGGUCCCUGUCCGACGCCCGGAGCCCAGUCUGACUGUCGGACUCGGUACCAGCUUUUGCUCUCAGGGAGAGCCCUGGCGGAAAGGUACAGGAGGAUUUACACGACUGCCAUCAACGAUAAAGAGCAAGGGAUAAAUCAAGGAAGGGGGAAGAAGACUUUGAGUAAGAAGAAGCUGAAAAGACGACAAAAAGUCAAGUCCAAAGUCAAAUCGAGGACAAAGACAGAGAGUUUUGAUGGUGCCCUCUGCGUGCCCGACAUCAAGCUGCACAGUAACCCGUCAGCGUUCAACGUCUACUGCAACGUGCGCCACUGUGUGCUAGAAUGGCAGCAGCGGGAGACCUCGCUGGCGCUGGCCUCCAGGAGCUCGGUGCAGAGCGGCGACUCCGACAGCGAAGAGGAGGAGGAGUACCGCGAGCCGGCCAUCAAACUGCCAAAGAUAAUUGGCAUUGGCCUGUGCGGCGUUUUCGAGCUGAUAAAGGAGACACGCUUCUCGCACCCCUCGCUGUGCCUGCGUAGUCUGCAGGCCUUGUUGGACAUGCUUCAGGGGCAACAGCCCGAGGGCUUCCAGACUGAGCCUCCCGACGUGCUGGAGUCCCUUUUCCAGCUGCUGUUAGAGACCACAGUCCGAAGUACUGGGCCUAACGACCCAACGGGACAGGCCAUCACUGCUCUGUCCUGUGCCUGCCUUUUCAGCCUGGUUGUGUCCUGGGGGGACACCGGCAAAAUACUGCAGGCUGUCUCCGCCAUCCUCACCAACAAUGGCAGCCAUGCUUGCCAGACGAUACAGGUGCCCACAAUACUGAACGCCCUGCAGAGGAGUGUGCAGGCCGUCUUGGUGGGAAAGAUCCAAAUCCAGGAAUGGUUCGGGAAUGGCAUCAAGCGCGCGGCCUUGAUGAACAAAUGGGUGCUGAAAGGCGUCACCAUCGAUGAGGAUGAGCGCUGCCUCCUGCAGACCGACGGCUCAUUUCUCUACUUGCUCUGCAAGGACGGAGUCUACAAAGUGGGCUCCGGCUACAGCGGCACUGUCAGGGGUCAUGUUUACAACUCCACGUCUCGCAUCAGGAAUAGAACAGAGAAGAGAUCGUGGCUGGGCUUUGCUCAGGGCUACUUGCUGUAUCGGGAUACAAGUAACCACAGUAUGUCGGCCAUCAAGAUCAACCCUGAGACAUUGGAACCUGAAGGGGCGGUCACCAUGCCAGGUCAACACUCAGAUGGACAGAACAUACUCUUCACGGACGGAGAACACAUUAACCAAAUAGCAGCCUGCAAAGAUGAUGGUUUUGUGGUGCGCAUCUACACCAUGAGCUCAGACCCGAGCCUGCAGCAGGAACUGCAGCUGAAGCUGGCCAGGAAGUGUCUACAUGCUUGCGGCAUCUCCCUCUUCGACCUCGAGAAGGAUCUGCACAUCAUCAGCACAGGCUUUGAUGAGGAGGCGGCAUUGCUUGGAGCUGGCAGGGAAUUUGCGCUGAUGAAGACUGCUUCCGGGAAGAUCUACUACACAGGAAAGUAUCAAAGCCUGGGUAUAAAGCAGGGAGGGCCUUCAGCAGGCAAAUGGGUGGAACUUCCUGUCACAAAAUCUCCCAAGAUCCUUCAGUUCUCUGUUGGCCAUGAUGGUUCCCACGCACUGUUGGUCGCCGAAGACGGAAGUGUCUUCUUCACCGGCUCGGCGAGCAAAGGAGAGGACGGAGAGUCCACUAAAAGCCGCCGGCAGCCCAAACCCUACAAGCCCAAGAAGAUGAUUAAAUUAGAGACCAAGACAGCAGUGUACACGGCGUGCAACAACGGCAGCAGCAGCAUCAUCACCAAGGAUGGCGAGCUCUUCAUGUUUGGAAAGGACGCCAUUUACAGCGACAGCACUUGUCAGGUGACGGACCUGAAAGGCCACUUUGUGACUCAGGUUGCCAUGGGAAAGGCCCACACAUGUGUCCUGACUAAGAAUGGGGAAGUGUGGACAUUUGGGGUGAACAACAAGGGCCAGUGUGGCAGAGACACAGGAGCCAUGAGCCAGGCAGGCAAAGCGUUUGGCGUGGAAAACAUGGCCACAGCCAUGGACGAAGACCUGGAGGAUGAGCUGGAGGAGAAAGAAGAGAAGAGCAUGAUGUGUCAACCCGGCAUGCACAAAUGGAAGCUGGACCAGUGUAUGGUUUGCACCGUGUGCGGGGAUUGCACGGGCUACGGCGCCAGCUGUGUCAGCAGUGGACGGCCUGACAGAGUACCAGGAGGUAUCUGUGGCUGUGGGUCUGGAGAGUCCGGGUGCUCGGCAUGUGGAUGCUGCAAGGCGUGUGCCAGGGAGCUGGAUGGCCAGGAGGCCAGACAGAGGGGCAUAUUUGAUGCAGUCAAGGAGAUGAUCCCAUUGGACCUCUUGCUAGCUGUGCCUGUCCCUCCCCCUCCAGGAGUGAACAUCGAGGAGCACAUUCAGAUCCGUCAGGAGGAGAAACGGCAAAGGAUCAACCGCCGACACAGGCUGGAGGAGGGACGAGGCCCCAUUGUUUUCCCCGGUACCAUUUUAAUGAACCAGCGUGAGCAGGCCCUAGCCAGAAUAAGACCCCUUCAGGCACUAAGGCAUAAACGGGACAAGCACAAAGACGGAAGCAGCGAGCGUGGUGAGAAAGAUGCCAGUAAGAUAACCACUUACCCGCCCGGGGCAGUCAGGUUUGACUGUGAGGUGCGAGCUGUACAGGUCAGCUGCGGUUUUCACCACUCAGUGGUGCUGAUGGAGAAUGGAGAUGUCUACACGUUUGGCUAUGGUCAACAUGGCCAACUUGGACAUGGGGAUGUUAACUCCAGGGGUUCUCCAACUCUGGUCCAGGCUCUGCCUGGUGCCAGUGUUCAAGUGACAGCAGGCAGCAACCACACAGUUGUUCUUCUUGUGGAUGGCCAGGUUUUCACCUUUGGUAGUUUCUCGAAAGGACAACUCGGGCGUCCCAUCCUUGACAUGCCCUACUGGAAUGCCAAGCCGUCGCCCAUGCCGAACAUCGGUGCCAAAUAUGGACGGAAGGCCACCUGGAUUGGUGCCAGUGGAGACCAGACGUUCCUGCGGAUUGACGAGGCCCUCAUCAAUUCCCACGUGCUGGCUACCUCUGAGAUCUUUGCUAGCAAACACAUCAUUGGGCUGGUGCCCUCCUCUGUGUCCGAGCCGCCGCCUUUCAAAUGCUUGCUCAUCAACAAAAUGGACGGAAGCUGCCGUACCUUCAAUGAUUCAGAGCAGGAGGACCUGCAGGGAUUUGGACUGUGUCUGGACCCUGUGUAUGAUGUCAUAUGGAGGUUCUUACCAGCUUCAAGAGAGAUGUGGUGCUACAACGCGGUGAUAGCUGACGCUAGGAUGCCCUCCGCUACAGACCUACAGGCUCGCUGCAGCAUCCUCAGCCCGGAGUUGGCUUUGCCCGCGGGGUCGCACGCCACCACCACCCGCUCCCACGGAGCGCUACACAUUCUCGGUUGUUUGGACACACUGGCGGCCAUGCAAGAGUUGAAGAUGGGCGUGGCCAGCACAGAGGAAGAGACGCAGGCGGUAAUGAAGGUCUACUCCAAGGAGGACUACAGUGUGGUGAACCGCUUUGAGAGUCAUGGUGGCGGUUGGGGCUACUCUGCUCACUCCGUGGAGGCCAUCCGCUUUUGUUCUGACGCAGACAUCUUGCUAGGCGGGCUGGGCCUGUUUGGUGGACGAGGAGAGUACACCGCUAAGAUCAAGCUGUUUGAACUGGGUCCUGAUGGUGGCGACCAUGAGACCGAUGGAGAUCUGCUGGCUGAGACUGAUGUACUGGCAUAUGACUGCGCUGCCAGGGAGAAAUAUGCCAUGAUGUUUGACGAGCCAGUGCUGCUGCAGUCGGGCUGGUGGUACGUGGCCUGGGCCCGGGUGUCUGGUCCCAGCAGUGACUGUGGAUCCCAUGGACAAGCCACCAUCACCACUGACGAUGGCGUGGUAUUCCAGUUCAAAAGUUCAAAGAAGUCAAACAAUGGUACAGACGUCAAUGCGGGUCAAAUACCUCAGCUACUUUACCGACUUCCUUCAAACGACGGCAAUGCAUCUAAGGGGAAACAGCAGACCAGUGAGCCGGUCCAUAUCCUUAAGCGCUCGUUUGCUCGGACAGUCUCUGUGGAGUGUUUUGAGUCCCUGCUCAGCAUUCUCCACUGGAGCUGGACCACCUUGGUGCUGGGUGUAGAGGAGCUGCGAGGCUUGAAGGGCUUCCAAUACACUGCCACCCUGCUGGACCUGGAGAGGCUGCGCUUUGUGGGAACGUGCUGCCUCCGCCUGCUCAGGGUCUACAUCUGUGAGAUCUUCCCUAUUGCUGCGAGCACCAAAGCUGUGGUGGAGGAGUCGAGCAAGCUGGCCGAGUGCGUGGGCAAGACGCGCAGUCUCCUCAAGAAGAUCCUGUCGGAGAGCAUGGACAACUGCCUGACCAAGCUGGACAAUGACCCGCAGGGCUAUUUGUCUCAGCCUCUCACCCUGCUGGAGGCCGUGCUGCUGGAGUGCCACAACACCUUCACCGCCUGCUUCCACUCCUUCUACCCGACUCCAGCACUGCAGUGGGCCUGCCUCUGCGACCUGCUCAACUGCCUGGAUCAGGACAUUGCAGAGGCCAACUUUCGUACAUCCAGCAGCCGUCUGCUGGCGGCGGUGAUGUCGGCUCUGUGCAACACAUCUGUGAAGCUGACGUCCAUCCUGCCCAUCGCUUACGAUGGCGAGGUUCUGCUGCGUUCACUGGUCAAGCAAGUCAGCACUGAGAACGACUCUACCCUGGCUCACCGCUUUCCCCUGCUGGUGGCCCACAUGGAGAAGCUGAGCCAUACCGAGGAGAAUUUGAUGGGAAUGACUAGCUUCCGGGAGGUGCUGGAGAAGAUGCUGGUGAUUGUGGUACUUCCAGUGAGGAAGAGUUUGAGAAAAGAGGUGGAGCUCUUCUCACCACACCUGGUGUCCAACACUUGUGGACUACUGGCCUCCAUUGUCUCUGAGCUAACAGCCUCUGCCCUGGGCUCUGAGGUCGACGGGCUCAACUCACUCCACUCUGUCAAAGCCUCCCCUAAUCGUUUCACCAAGACAAGCCAGGGCCGCAGCUGGAACACGGGCAACGGUUCUCCAGAUGCCAUCUGCCUGACAGUGGACAAGCCCGGCGUAGUCUUGGUGGGUGUCUGCGUGUACGGAGGCGGCGGCAUCCACGAGUAUGAGUUGGAAGUGCUCGCUGACGACGCACAGACAGAGCACCCUGGGGACUCUGCUCAUUCUCACAGGUGGACAUCUCUGGAGCUUGUGAAGGGGACUUACAGCACUGAUGAUUCUCCGAGUGAUAUUGCAGAGAUUCGCCUGGAUAAGGCCGUGCCUCUCAAGGAAGGGGUCAAGUAUGCUGUGCGGUUGCGUAACUACGGCAGCCGCACUGCCAACGGGGAUGGCGGCAUGACCACGGUGCAGUGCUCCGACAGCGUGUCCUUCACUUUCAGCACCUGUAGCUUGAGCAGCAAUGGCACCAACCAGACGCGAGGACAGAUCCCGCAGAUUCUAUACUACAGGAGCGAGUAUGAUGGUGAUCUUCAGUCCCAGCUUCUGAGCAAAGCUAACGAAGAGGACAAAAACUGUAGUCGAGCGCUGUCUGUGGUGAGCGCUGUAGUCAGAGCGGCCAAGGAUUUGCUUCACAGAGCAUUUGCUGUUGAUGUGGAUGACAUCCCCGAGCUGCUAAGCUCCUCCAGUCUCUUCUCCAUGCUUCUCCCUCUUAUCCUGGCCUACAUAGGACCCGUAGCGGCAUCCGUACCAAAGGCUGCCGUUGAGGUCUUCGGGCUGGUCCAAGAGUUGCUCCCCGCUGUCUCAGCCCUCAACCAAAAGUACGCCCCGCCCACCUUCAACCCCAACCAAUCAACCGACAGCACCACCGGCAACCAGCUCGAGCAGGGCCUGUCCGCUUGCACCACCUCCAAUCACUACUCAGUGAUCGAGAGCGACCACCCUUACAAGCAAGCUGGGGUCACGCAGUACAGGGUUUCCUUCCCCGACUGCGUGCGUUGGACCAGCAUAGAGUUCGAUCCGCAGUGCGGCACCGCUCAGCCGGAGGACGUCCUCCGCCUGCUCAUCCCCAGCCGAACUCUCCACCUGUCCUGCCUGGGGGGAAAACCUCUGGUCCACGACACCAUCAACACAUGGACUGAACUCAAGAAGUUCUCAGGCUCCAUGGGCUGGCCCACCGCGGUUCUCGUUCUGCCAGGAAAUGAAGUUCUCUUUUCCCUGGAAACCGCCUCGGAUUAUGUAAAGGAUGAGAAGGCGUGCUUCUAUGGCUUCAAGUGUGUGGCUGUGGGAUAUGAAUUCAACCCAGGUCCUGAUGAGGGCAUCAUCCAGUUGGAGAAAGAGUUGGCGUACUUGGGCAGUGUGUGCGCUGCAGCGCUUAUGAAGAAAGACCUGGCACUCCCUAUAGGCAGUGAAUUGGAGGAGGACCUCGAGAUCCUAGAGGAGGCCUCCCUUCAGGUGUGUAAAGCCCAUGCAGGGAUCUUGGGGAAGGGUCUGGCCCUGUCCCACCCUCCCAUCAUCCUAGAGGCCUUGGAGGGGAACCUGCCCCUGCACCUCCAAACCAACGAGCACUCAUUCCUGGAGGACUUCAUCACAUGCGUACAGAACUCAAGUGGAGGACGUCUAGCAAGGUGGCUGCAACCAGACUCUUAUGCAGACCCCCAGAAGACGUCUCUGAUCCUGAACAAAGACGAUAUUCGCUGCGGAUGGCCGGCGACCAUCGUCGUGCAGACCAAAGACCAGUAUGGGGAUGUGGUGCAUGUACCAAACAUGAAGGUGGAGGUAAAGGCUGUGCCUGUUUCUCAGAAGAAAUCAAUGCAGCCUGACAAUGUGAAAAAGUUGCAGCGGCUACCCGGAACCUCCUCUGCCGCUGCCGCCUCAUCACCUGGACCCGACCUCACUUUUGGAGGUCUGCCAGCCCCUAAGCUGGAGGCCACGUACGAACCCAUGAUCGUGAAAGAAGCUCGUUACAUCGCCAUCACCAUGAUGAAGGCAUAUGAAAGCUACUCUUUUGAGGAGUUACGCUUUGCUUCCCCAACUCCAAAGAGACCUAGUGAGAACAUGCUGAUACGUGCCAACACUGACGGAACCUACAGUGCCAACUGGACCCCAGGAUCAGUCGGCCUCUACACAAUCCACGUCACCAUUGAUGGAAUUGAAAUAGAUGCCGGUUUGGAGGUUGAAGUCAAAGACCCUCCCAAAGGCAUGAUCCCGCCUGGCACACAGAUGGUCAAACCCAAGGUGGAGCCUCAGCCCAGCAAGGUCCGCAAAUUUGUGUCCAAGGAUAGCGCAGGCCUGCGUGUGCGCAGUCACCCCUCCCUGCAGAGCGAACAAAUAGGCAUAGUGCAUGUCAAUGGCACCAUCACUUUCAUUGACGAGAUCCACAAUGAUGAUGGCGUGUGGCUCAAGCUCAAUGACGAAACCGUAAAGAAGUAUGUUCCCAGCAUGAAUGGUUACACUGAGGCGUGGUGCCUCUCUUUUAACCAGCACCUGGGCAGGAGCCUUCUGGUCCCAGCCGACAGUGUCUUUAACGCUAGCCAUGGAGUCAGGGAUGUUGGAAUUUUCUCGUGGACCCCCUUAACUAUAUUCCCGCCGCAGGAGGUCAGGGGCCAGUCGGAGGACGCCAUAAAGGAGGUGAGCAGCUGCCCUUCCCAUGAAGCUCCCACUCAGGUGCAGAGCAGGGCAGGGCAGGGCAGCGGACCGGGGCUUUAUAAGGUAGUGAAGACCGGCCCCUCCGGUCACAACAUCAGAAGCUGCCCAAACCUUAGGGGUAUCCCCAUUGGAAUGUUAGUACUUGGCAACAUGGUCAAGGCCAUAGGCGAGGUGGUCAACUCAGAGGGAACUUGGGUCCAGCUGGAUAAAAACAGUGUGGUUGAGUUCUGCGAGAGUGACGAGGGAGAGGCCUGGUCGCUGGCCAGAGACCGCGGGGGAAACCAGUACCUUCGCCACAAUGAUGAACAAGCUCUGCUCGAGCACGGGGCCCAGACUCCGCCGCCCAGCCCUUUCUCAGUGCAGGCCUUCAACAGAGCAGCAACCGCCAAUGGAGCUCAGGGCUUUGACUAUGGCAUCUCCAAUAACAAAGGUGACCGGCUGAGCGCCAUACUGAAUUCCAUUCAGUCUGGGCCCUUCCACUCAGCAGCUCCUUCCUCAGUGUUUGAGCAAGCCGCACAACCUCCCUCCUCCUCCUUAUCCUCCUCUUCCUCCGCCUCCUCCUCCUCGUCCUCCUCCUCCUCUUCUUCCUCUUCCCUUGUCCACAGUCCAUUUGUGUUUGGACAGUCCUCCUCCCAACUGUCUCAGCCGCAACCACAGCUUCUGAAUGGUUCAACGCGCAGCCUUGCUUCUCGCGAGCGUGUGCACAAAAGCAGCGUGUCCGCGGCCGGGCAUGGUACUGCUCUCUCAUCUCUCGCUCUGAAGCAAAAGGGUGAACGAGGGAACCUGCUGCCUGGUGCGCGGUCCAUGUCCCCAGCCUCCAAACACCGCCAGGAAAACCGUUCCCCCAAACAGGAGAGUCGAGGAAGCCGCACAUCCGAACACAGUCGAGUAAAGAUGGGCGAGGGGCCGCUCUCGGGAGGCGAUGCCCUCAUCCUGCGGUCUGAUACGGCCAAACUGCGCUCUGACUCUCAUGGCCGCUCUCACUCGCCCAAUCACAACACUCUCCAGGCCUUGAAGUCAGACGGAAGAACAUCGGGCUAUCGGGCCGAGUCGCCCAACGCCGGCUCUCGUUCGUCCUCUCCUAAACAAAAAGGAGUAUCCUCAUCGGGGAGGUCCAGUCCUUCCAGCACCUCGACCCAGAAUUCCUCUUCCCACGACAAGAACCUCCCACCUAAGGUUAGUCCCUCUUCCAAAGCACGGCUUGAACCGCCCAGAGAGAGAUCCAAGUCAGAUUCGUACACUCUGGACCCAGACACCCUUCGAAAGAAGAAGAUUCCUCUUACAGAGCCAUUAAGGGGCCGGUCCACCUCCCCGAAGCAAAAAUUGUCUCCCAGAGAUCCAAAUCAAGGCAUGGUGGGUAACGUGGAAAACCGCGUUCCUUCCUCCCACGUGACCCAAGAAAACUUGCACAGCGAAGUGGUGGAGGUGUGUUCCUCCAGUGCUCUUCUCUCCAAUGAUGACGCAAAUGAUGAAAACCUGGAGGUCCAGGACAAUGAGGAGGCCUCCUGCAAGGUGCACUUCAGCAUUGGCAAAGCACCAGUCAAGGAGGAGAUUGAGAGCCGAUCUUCGCCCAAGGUCGGCCGCAAAACCUCCAGUAGGCAUGCCCGUCCAAAGAAGGACAAAUCAGGUCCCCUUUUUAAAGGUGAGAGCAUGCAGAGGAUCAGCGAGCCCGCCAAGCAGGCCAUGUCACCAUCUGUGGCCGAAUGUGCACGGGCAGUAUUUGCUGCGUUCCUGUGGCAUGAAGGCAUUGUUCAUGACGCCAUGGCCUGCUCGUCUUUCCUCAAGUUCAACCCUGACCUAACCAAAGAACACGCACCCAUACGCAGUUCCCUCGGAGGGCAGGGCACAGAGGAGAAGGAGAGCAAGCUCAAGAACCGCCACUCUUUGGAGAUUUCCUCCGCACUUAACAUGUUUAACAUCGCCCCACAUGGUCCAGACAUCUCCAAAAUGGGCAGCAUCAACAAAAACAAGGUGCUGUCUAUGCUGAAGGAGCCUCCACUGCCAGAAAAGUGUGAAGACGGCAAAGCAGACGCUGUCACAUACGAAAUGACCUCCCAUCCCUCCAUGAGAGCGAAAUCCAUCCUGCCUCUCACACUGCAGCAUCUGGUGGCAUUCUGGGAGGACAUCUCUUUGGCCACCAUCAAAGCCGCCACCCAGAACAUGAUCUUCCCUAGCCCGGGAUCAAGUGCCAUCCUCAAGAAGAAGGAGCACGAAAAGGACAGUAAAAAGUCCAAGAAGGAGAAGAAGAAACGGGAGAAGGCGGAGGUGCGGCCCAGGGGGAAUCUCUUUGGGGAGAUGGCGCAGCUCGCAAUGGGCGGACCGGAGAAGGACACCAUCUGUGAGCUGUGUGGGGAGUCUCAUCCUUACCCUGUCACAUAUCACAUGAGACAGGCUCAUCCAGGCUGUGGCCGCUACGCUGGAGGCCAAGGCUACAACAGCAUCGGUCACUUCUGCGGUGGCUGGGCUGGCAACUGCGGAGACGGAGGCAUAGGGGGCAGCACCUGGUACCUGGUGUGUGAUCGCUGCCGGGAAAAAUACUUGAGGGAGAAACAGACUGCGGCCAGGGAGAAGGUGAAACAAUCAAGGAAAAAGCCCCUGCAGGUGAAGACCCCAAGGGCCCUGCCCACGAUGGAGGCCCACCAGGUGAUCCGGGCAAACGCGUUGUUUCUACUGUCCCUCAGCAGCGCUGCCGAGCCCAGCAUGCUGUGCCACCACCCUCCUCGACCGUUGCACUCCCAGCUGCUUCCAAGCCUCAAGGAGGGCGUGUCGGCGGAGCUGCCCAAUAAGAUGAGCUGCCUCUACCUGCAGACACUUGCCAGGCAACACACAGAGAACUUUGGUGCCUAUCAAGAUGACAAUCUAUUCCAAGAUGAGAUGAGGUAUUUGAGGUCCACAUCUGUUCCUGCACCCUACAUUUCGGUCACCCCGGACGCCUGUCCUAAUGUGUUUGAGGAGCCGGAGAGCAACAUGAAAUCCAUGCCACCCAGUCUGGAGACCAGCCCCAUCACAGACAGCGACACGGCCAAGCGCACUGUUUUCCAGCGGUCUUACUCUGUCGUGGCCUCAGAGUACGACAAGCAGCACUCGCCCUCUCCAGCCCGAGUCAAAGCCGUGCCAAGACGCAGAGUACACAGCGGUGAUGCGGAGGUUGGCUCUUCGCUUUUGCGGCACCCAUCUCCAGAGCUGUCCAGGUUGAUCUCCGCCCACGGUUCCCUCAGCAAAGGGGAGAGGAACUUCCAGUGGCCUGUCCUGGCGUUUGUCAUUCAGCAUCACGAUCUGGAAGGCCUGGAAGUGGCUAUGAGGCAUGCGCUGAGGAAAUCUGCCUGCCGGGUGUUUGCCAUGGAGGCAUUCAACUGGCUUCUCUGCAACGUGAUCCAGACCACUUCUCUGCAUGACAUCCUGUGGCACUUUGUAGCCUCCCUCACUCCAUCUCCUUUCGAGCCCGAGGACGAGGAAGAGGACGAGAACAAGGGAAACAAGGAGAACCUUGAACAGGAACGAGACCUUGGCGUGUGCGAGCACCCUCUGUCAGACAUUGUCAUCGCCGGGGAGGCAGCUCACCCACUCCCUCACACCUUCCACCGCCUCCUCCAGACCAUCUCCGACCUCAUGAUGUCACUUCCUAGUGGAAGCUCGCUCCAGCAGAUGGCGCUAAGGUGCUGGAGUCUCAAGUUCAAGCAGUCCGAUCAUCAGUUCCUGCACCAGAGCAAUGUUUUCCAUCACAUCAACAACAUACUGUCCAAGUCAGAUGAUGGAGACAGCGAGGAGAGCUUCAACAUCAGCAUUCAAUCAGGCUAUGAAGCCAUUAGCCAGGAUCUUUGCCUGGUGACAUGCCUGAAGGACCUGACCAGCGUGGUGGACAUGAAGACGUCCAGUCGUCCUGCCAUGAUCGGCAGCCUCACAGACGGUUCCACUGAGACCUUCUGGGAAUCUGGAGACGAGGACAAGAACAAGACGAAGAGCAUCACCAUUAGCUGCGUAAAAGGCAUCAACGCUUCUAACGUUUCUGUUCAUGUGGACAACUCCAGAGACAUCGGGAACAAAGUGACAUCUGUGACAUUCCUGUGUGGAAAGGCUAUGGAAGACCUCUGCAGAAUUAAACAGGUUGACCUCGACUCGCGUCACAUGGGCUGGGUGACGAGUGAGCUCCCCGGCGGAGAUCACCACGUGAUCAAGGUGGAGCUGAAAGGACCAGAGAACACCUUAAGGGUGCGCCAGGUGAAGGUGCUGGGCUGGAAGGAGGGCGACAGCAUCAAGAUUGUGGGACAGAUCUCGGCCAGCAUGGCGCAGCAGAGGAACUGCGAGGCUGAAACUCUACGCGUGUUUCGCCUCAUCACCUCACAGGUUUUCGGGAAGCUAAUUUGUGGAGAUGCAGAGCCCACUCCUGAGCAGGAAGAGAAAAAUUUGCUUUCAUCUCCAGAAGGAGAGGAGAAGGUGCCGUCAGAUGCAGAUCUCAAAGAGCACAUGGUUGGCAUCAUUUUCAGCAGAAGUAAACUGACCAACUUGCAGAAACAGGUGUGCGCACAUAUCGUCCAGGCCAUCCGCAUGGAGGCCACACGCGUCCGAGAGGAGUGGGAGCACGCCAUCUCCAGCAAAGAGAACGCCAACUCACAGCCCAGCGAUGACGACGCCUCCUCGGACGCUUACUGCUUUGAGCUGCUCUCCAUGGUCCUGGCACUGAGUGGCUCCAACGUUGGCCGCCAGUACCUCGCACAGCAGCUAACACUCAUGCAGGACCUGUUCUCGCUGCUGCACACGGCCUCCCCGCGAGUGCAGCGACAGGUGACGUCGUUGCUCCGCCGCGUCCUUCCUGAGGUGACGCCGGUGCGACUGGCCAGCAUCAUCGGUGUUAAGUCCCUACCGCCGGCGGACAUCAGUGACAUCAUCCACUCCACGGAGAAGGGCGACUGGAACAAGCUCGGCAUCCUGGACAUGUUCCUGGGCUGUAUUGCCAAAGCCCUCACCGUGCAGCUGAAGGCUAAAGGCACCACCAUCUCGGGCACGGCCGGCAUGGUUGCGGGUAAAGGGGUCACCACCGUCACGCUGCCCAUGAUCUUCAACUCCAGUUACAUCCGGCGGGGCGAGAGCCACUGGUGGAUGAAAGGAUCCACUCCUCCUCAGAUUGCAGAGAUCAUCAUCAAGCUGGUCAAAGACAUGGCAGGAGGACAGCUUUCUGACGCGUGGUCACGAGUCACCAAAAAUGCUAUAGCCGAGACUAUCAUAGCUCUCACCAAAAUGGAGGAGGAGCAUCGCUCGCCAGUGCGCUGCAUUGCUACCACAAGGCUAUGGCUCGCCUUAGCUUCCCUGUGUGUGCUGGACCAAGACCACGUAGACAGGCUGUCCUCUGGUCGCUGGAUGGGUAAAGAUGGACAGCAGAAGCAGAUGCCCAUGUGUGACAACCACGACGACGGCGAGACGGCGGCCAUCAUCCUGUGCAACAUGUGUGGCAACCUUUGCACCGACUGUGACCGCUUCCUACACUUGCACCGGCGUACUCGCUCUCACCAGAGACAAGUGUUCAAGGAGGAAGAGGAGGCCAUCAAGGUGGACCUCCAUGAAGGUUGCGGUCGGACCAAGCUCUUCUGGCUCAUGGCUCUGGCUGACUCGAAAACAAUGAAGGCCAUGGUGGAGUUUAGGGAGCACACAGGUAAACCAACUUCCAGCAGCUCGGACGCAUGCAGGUUCUGCGGAACAAGGAACGGAACAGAGCUGUCGGCGGUGGGAAGCGUCUGCUCGGACCCCGACUGUCAGGAAUACUCCAAACUGGCAUGCAGUAAGACCCACACUUGCGGACAUCCGUGCGGUGGCGUCAAGAACGAGGAGUCCUGCCUGCCGUGUCUGCAUGGCUGCGACAAGAACACUGGCUGCUUGAAACAAGACGCCGACGACAUGUGCAUGAUCUGCUUCACCGAGGCGCUCUCUGCUGCCCCCGCAGUACAGCUGGACUGCACGCAUGUAUUCCAUCUUCAGUGCACCCGUCGUGUUCUGGAGAACCGCUGGCUCGGACCCAGGAUCACUUUUGGUUUCAUGUUGUGUCCAAUUUGCAAGAACAAAAUCAACCACUCUGUGAUCAAAGACCUGCUGGACCCCAUCAAAGAGCUCUACGAGGACGUGAGGAGGAAGGCGCUGAUGAGACUGGAGUACGAGGGUCUGCAUAAGAGCGAGGCCAUCACCACGCCAGGUGCACGUUUCCAUAACGACCCUGCAGGCUUCGCCAUGAACAGAUACGCGUACUACGUCUGCUAUAAGUGCAAAAAGGCCUAUUUCGGGGGAGAGGCCCGUUGUGACGCAGAAGCAGGACAAGGUGACGACUACGACCCCAGCGAGCUGAUAUGUGGCGCAUGCUCAGAUGUCUCCAGGGCUCAGAUGUGUUCCAAACACGGCACGGACUUUCUGGAGUACAAAUGUCGAUACUGCUGCUCGGUGGCCGUGUUCUUCUGCUUCGGCACCACACACUUCUGCAACGCCUGUCAUGAUGACUUCCAGAGGAUGACCAGCGUACCCAAGGAGGAGCUGCCACAUUGUCCCGCAGGUCCCAAAGGCAAGCAGCUGGAGGGGACCGAAUGUCCUCUCCAUGUGGUCCACCCACCAACAGGGGAGGAGUUCGCUUUGGGCUGCGGGGUGUGCAGGAAUGCUCACACCUUCUAAAAAGCCAAGACCUUCUACCUUGGCAAACCACUUUGUCCACUGUGAUUUCUGGCUAGAUCGCAAGCUGUUAGCAGCUGGAGCUCAGCGCGUGAAGCUUGGCGUCAUCCUGCGUCUCCACCCCCUCUCGGGAUAAACGGGUCCAGGUUCCUAGGCUAGCCCAGAGUCCUCAGGUGUGCUCUCCUAUACCAGUCAGCAAUUCAGACUUUGGGAUGCAGAGUAACCUGAAAAAACGAGCAAUGAUUUAUUUAAAAAAAAGAAAAAGAAGAUAACCUGUGGUGUGUUUGCAUGCGGCCGUCGUAUUCCCUCGGCUUCUAUAGACGUUGCACACCUCCUGAUCACUUUUUGUCUAAAAAGAAAAGAAGAAACAGGCAGUAUUUCCAGCUUCCUAAUUAUCUUACAUUUAUUGUUGUACGUAAACACUUUUGGUAACCUUGUACAGUAUUCUCAGCUGUCAAGUGCAUCGUGAAUUGGCAACAAACAUCAUUGGGGGUAAUAAGACUGUUAUUGUUUGGAAGGAAAGUGGUGGAUGUAAUCUUGUGUAUAUAUAAUACUAUUCAAAAAUGGGCUGUAUUGCUACUUCUCACUUUCUUUGAUCAUUCUGGGUUUGUGUUUGGAGCCAGAACUUUGAAUGAAGUGCAAUACUGGGCGUGCCUCCUAUUUUGCAGCUGUUUCAAAAAACAAAACAAAAAAAAACUAUGGAAUGUAUGUCAAUAAAGCCACUGUACAUUUUUA